This is a messenger RNA of Prunus armeniaca (apricot), 1029 nucleotides long. Lineage: Eukaryota; Viridiplantae; Streptophyta; Magnoliopsida; Rosales; Rosaceae. The record is from the annotation of a GenBank genome assembly.
AUGACGACGUCGUCUAGUUCGAAUUCCAAACCCGCCGCAUCCGCAUGGGCUUCUCUUCCGUGGAAGACCCGCCUGUCGAUAUCGGUUCUGUCAAAACUAACGGACCAUGCUCGCCGCGCCGACGGCACCAUCAACCGCCGUCUCCUCAGCUUCAUCGACUUCAAGUCCUCAGCCAAACCUACUGCUCCAGUCAAAGGCGUCACCACCUCUGACGUCACUGUGGACCCCACUCGCCAGCUCUGGUUCCGUCUCUUCGUCCCCGAUACGACGUCGUCUCCCUCCUCCUCCUCCUUCCUGCCCGUCGUCGUUUUCUUCCACGGCGGUGGCUUCAGCUACCUCAGCCCGGCCUCAUUCGCGUACGACACCGUUGCCCGGAAAUUCGCCCGCAAAAUCCCCGCCGUCGUCGUCUCCAUCAACUACCGCCUCUGCCCCGAGCACCGCUACCCUUCCCAAUAUGACGAUGGAUUCGACGUCCUCACCUUCCUCGACCAAAACGACGACGUACUCCCCAAAAAUGCAGACAGAUCCCGGUGCUUCUUAGCCGGGGACAGCGCCGGAGCCAACAUGGCCCACCACGUGGCGGUUCGGGCCGCUCGCGAGAAGGACAGGUUUCGGGUAGUGAAACCGGUUGGGUUGAUCUCGAUACAACCAUUUUUCGGAGGAGAGGGCCGGGUCGAGUCCGAGAUCCGACUCCACGGAGCACCUCUGGUGUCGAUAACCCGAACCGACUGGAUUUGGAAGGCGUUUUUGCCGGACGGGUCGGAUCGGGACCACGAAGCUGCGAACGUGACUGGGCCCAACGCGGUGGACAUAUCGGGUCUGGAUUAUCCGAGCACGCUUGUGUUCGUCGGGGGAUUCGACCCGCUGCUGGACUGGCAGAAGAGGUACUAUCAGUGGUUGAAGAAAUCCGGGAAAGAGGCUAAGCUAAUCGAGUAUCCAAACAGUAUCCAUGCCUUCUAUGUGUUUCCGGAAUUGCCAGAAUCCAACCAGCUCCUUUCCCAAGUCAAAGAUUUUGUUGCUUCUGUGUGA